Molecule: messenger RNA, 975 nt
Organism: Electrophorus electricus (electric eel)
Lineage: Eukaryota; Metazoa; Chordata; Actinopteri; Gymnotiformes; Gymnotidae
Gene: soul5l
Product: heme-binding protein soul5, like
Molecular function (GO): heme binding
Source: RefSeq, a predicted model, not a curated record
GCGAGAUUGGAGCGGACUUCCCCCGAGUCUUCGUUCCGCUGCUGACUUCAGCGGCCGGUCGAGUCAAACCGAAUGAGUCAUCAUCGGUGAAGCUGCAUCUGGCCAACAUGUUUCUUCUCUCUGGUAUCACAGUGUUAGCUGUAGGGGUGCUGGCUGUGAAUGCGCUGCGUUUCAGUAACUCAUCCAGCAGCCUCUGCUCUGGAUCUACAGAAUGUUUGCAGUUUGAUCUGGUGUGCAAAACAGAGGAGUAUGAAGUGCGCCACUGCUCUCCUUCCCGCUGGGUGUCCACUGAUGCAGAGGCGUAUUUCAUGGGAGUGGGAGCAGCCAUGGCCUUCAGACGCCUCUACCAGUACAUCACUGGAGCCAACCAAGAAGGUGUUCAGAUGGACAUGGCCACACCAGUCCUGGUCAGAGUGCCAGAGGAGACUCAGAUGUGGGAGCCAGCUAUCUACACCCUCAACUUCCUGCUCCCUUCAGUCUAUCAGGACAAUCCUCCUGUACCAACCAAUGAUAAGUUGUAUUUUACAGACAUGCCGGAAAUGGAUGUCUAUGUAAGGAGUUACGGUGGUUGGAUGCUAUCAAUCACAUCUAGACUCCACGCCCACCUCCUAACCAAGGAGCUCCAGAGAGUUAACGCUUACUACAACCACACACACCACUACGCGGUGGGUUACGACAGUCCUCUGAAGCUCUUAAACAGACACAACGAAGUGUGGUACGUGGUGGACAAUGAGCCCGUGUGUGAUGGAGUGAGCCACAGUCCCCCCCGUGAUCUUCCUCCCACUACAACCACCGCCACCACCACCAGUACCACUGGUACCACUGUUGCUCCGCCCACCUCUGCUUAGCCAGCCUUCAAAGAAGAGAGGUAGAACAGACUGCAGAUGAAAUGCACAUGUGGAGAGUGGUGUGUGGUUGGGUGUGUGGUUGGGUGUGUGUGUGUGGGUGGGUGUGGGUGUGUGGUUGGGUGUGUGG